AUGAGUGUGGAUCUCCCUGGUCCCCAUAGUCUUCCUUGUUAUGGUGAAGCAGAAGCACCAAAUUUUGGUGACUCAUCACCACUGCCUGAAGUUCAUGGUCCUGAGGAAAAUUAUUCUUGCUUACAAGUGUCUGCCACUGAGCUGCUCCGAGAAGAGACAGCCUCUCCUUGCCCUUCCUCUGUGGACCUAUCUCUUCAGGACAGCCCUGAUUCUUCUACCAGUUCCAAAGUAAAGCUCCCUGGGCCUGAGUCUGCAGAGGGCACUGAGAAGAAGGGAGAGGACAAGGCCCAUGUGAAGAGGCAGAAAAUCCGAACUGUGUUCUCUGACACCCAGCUGUGUGCACUGAGGGACAGAUUUCAGAGGCAAAAGUACCUCAGCCUCCAGCAGAUGCAAGAACUCUCUGCCAUUCUGAACCUUAGCUAUAAGCAGGUUAAGACCUGGUUCCAAAACCAAAGAAUGAAAUGUAAGCGAUGGCAGAAAAACCAGUGGACAAAGACAAACAUUAACCAACUCUUUCAGAAGGACUCUGCGUUUGUGGAGUAUUCCAGCUUCCAUUCUGGCUAUCUACAGGGCUUUCUGAACACAUCUGAAAGUCUUCCGAUGUGGGGCAGCCAGACUUGGACUAACACUUGGAGCAACCAGACCUGGACCAACACAACAUGGAGCAAGCAGGCUUGGAGCAACGAGACCUGGACUAACCCAGCUUGGAGCAACCAGGCCUGGACCAAUCCAACUUGGAGCAACCAGGCCUGGACCAACCAAUCCUGGUGUUCUCAAGCCUGCAACAGUCAGGCUUGGAACACUCCCUUUUUGGGGGAGGAUUCUCUGCAGCCUUACAUGCAGUGCCAGCAAAACCUCCUUGCCAGUGAUGUGGAGGCCAGUUUGGAAGCCGCUGGGGAAGGCCAUACAUAUUUUAGCACCCCUCAAGGCUUGGAAUUAUUCCUCAACUACUCUGUUAAUACACCAGGGGAAUAA
Messenger RNA from Cricetulus griseus (Chinese hamster), 975 nucleotides. The record is from RefSeq and is a predicted model, not a curated record. Lineage: Eukaryota; Metazoa; Chordata; Mammalia; Rodentia; Cricetidae.